AGAAGGAAGAGGGGGCGGGAAGAAAGAAACAAAGAAGCCUCCACUCUUCGGAUUCUAACCCUGCGUCUCGCCCUUCUCUCUCGACCUGCACCUUCAGAGGCUUUUCCCAGAAUACCCCUCCCGAUCCUCUUCUUAGUCUCCAUUUGGGUUUUGCUACUCUCUCUCUCUCUCGCGUCUUUUCGUUUCUGAAUCGAGCUCGCUGGCGUCUAGGGUUUCUGGUAUCGCCGGAGAGAUUUGUAAUAAACUGGUGGUAUUUCUAUCUUUUAAGUAGAAUUUAUCGCUAUGGAAGGCUUUGGAGGCUCUGGAUUCAACUAUAUGAGUGCUGUAAUGAAGAAGCGGAGGAGUGCUACUUCAAGGCGGCCUCGGCCUGAGGUACAUCUGAUUAUGGAGAAUCACGAUAUGUUGUGUCCUUUAAACAAUUCAAGAAAGAAUUCUCCUGAUGAGAAAGGAGGAAGUGAUGCUAGAUUUGGAAGGAAAGAGUUUUAUGGAAACAACCCUCUUCCAAGAAGCUCAUCUGUUAACAACAUUAAAGAUAAAACAUCUUCAAAGAAGAUUAAGAGGGAUGACAAGGCAUCCAGUGAUUUUGAUGGUUGCUGUGGAAGUGGUUGUUCGGAAGGUGAGAAUGGAUGUGAUUUGAAGCGCUGUAGCGAAAAUGCACUCGCUUCAGGUAAGAAGAGCUCAGACAAAACUAAAGAGAGCUUUGAAAUGCAGUCAAAAUCCCCAGAUGGCUGCAUGGGCAGGAGUGGUGAUGGUCAUAAUAUGCAUCAGUCUGAGGGAGCCCAAAGUCUAUCCGCUGAGAACAAGCUGAGAAAGGUGAAACUCAAAGUUGGUGGAGUCGCAUGCACAAUGCAUGCAAGAUCUAAUUUAGAGGCUGGUAAUGGUGUCCCUUCUGCAAAGCCUCCAUGUUCUUCCAAUGUCUUUCGGCAUUGUCAAAAGCUUAGCCCUCAGGAUUUCUCUAAUGGUCAUUCACAAGAAAAGGGGAAUGUCUUUCAAGGAGAUGCAUGGAGGGAUUCCAGUGGAUUGAGCUUUUCUUGUGGGGCAAAGGAUGAUUCUCUUGGAAAAAGCAUAUCUGGAAAGCAAACUGACAAGCUUCACGGCAUAUCUGCUUCUGAACCGCUUUGUAAAAGCAAGAGGGUGCCCAAGAGGCAUGUUCUGGAUGGUGCAUUUGAUGAUGGCGAGGAAGAUGCUGAGAUCUGCUACCUUGAGAAGCUUCAAAGUUUCAAGGCUUCUGCAGAUCAAAUUGCAGAGUUUGAAGAUGCCAGCGAGGAUGGUGUCAAGAAGCGGAAAAUCUCCAAAAUUUCAAAAAACAGGAAUACUCCAUAUGAGGUGGAUGAGGACUAUGUUAUAUCACAGUCAAACAAGGAGAACAUGAAAAUGCCAAGAUCAGGAAGGGAAUCUGAUAGCAUAGAUUAUGUUGAAGAGGAAGAGCCUGGUUCUGCUGGUGGUCCUGAGGCCAAGAGAAGGAAAGAGAAGACAUCUGUAGACUCAACAGCUGAUGUCAGAAAUGAGCCUCUUACGACACGCCAACGUGCACUUCAAUCAGGGAAAUGUGGCAAUGGUGAGAGUGUGAUUGAGUUCCCAAAUGGGUUGCCUCCUGCUCCUUCAAGAAAGCAAAAGGAGAAGCUUUCAGAAAUAGAAAUACAAGCAAAGAAAGCAGAAGCUGCUCAGAGACGUAAAAUGCAAGUAGAGAAGGCAGCUCGAGAAUCUGAGGCUGAGGCAAUCAGAAAAAUACUGGGCCUGGAUUCUGACAAGAGGAAGGAAGAAAAGAGGCAGAAAGAGCGAGAAGAAAAGGCUGCUAAAUCACCGGAAUUAGCAUCAAGCAAUAUCAGAUGGAUCAUGGGACCAACUGGCACGGUUGUUACAUUCCCUGACGAUAUGGGCCUACCAUGUAUAUUCAGCUUUAAGCCAUGCAGUUACCCACCUCCACGAGAGAAAUGUGCUGGCCCAUCAUGCACAAAUGAAUACAAAUACCGGGAUUCCAAGUCUAGACUUCCAUUGUGCAGUCUGCAGUGUUAUAGAGCAGUUCAAGAAAAUGCUGGACCACUAACGACAUGUUGAUGUUUCUUACCGUGUAGGUGUUUCUUCCUUUUAGAAGCAGGUUUUUGCUUGUCGCAACUCGCAUGGGGGUUCAUAUGGGGGUAUACAGUCGUGGACUUGCAGACCAAGAAUUGAUCUAUAUGCAGCAUGUUGCAAGCUUGUGCUGGAGGGCAGACCAGAGAACUGUUUUCUGCAUCUCAAUUUAUCUUCCCUUUUUGUGAAACCAUCGCCCUGAAAAGAGAGCACUGUCUGAUCCAUGUCUUGAAAGAGAGGUUGCUUUGUUACUGAUUCAUCUAUAAGCUCACGAAAAGGUCCCUUAUAAGUACUGUUAGGUCUGCUUGGGUGCAACACUGCUCGAUUUUGACAUAAUUGAUUGAAAGUUGUGUUGGACUUCCUCAUUCUGUUUGAUCUGUAAAAUUCUAGAUGAUUUAUUUCUUUUACUAAUUUUAUGAGCGCAGACCUAUGGUUUGUUGAAGAAUUUGUGGUUGCCUGAUAUGCCAAAGACAUUGAUCUUUUUAUCUUAAAUAUCGGUCAAACUCAUAGUGGAUCUACUGUUAAAUUUUUUCUUAUCUUAUCUCUACCCAUUUAGAUAUCCAUGAGUCCUAGCUUCUAAAUAUUUCGAGUUUAUAUUCAUCCAUCAUGUCAAUUUUUGCAUUCCAUCAUAUCUCAUUCAUCUACUUGUUUGUUUGCUAAUGCUGUUCUCUCUAUGUUUGUUUUACUUCCAAAAUUCAGCAGUCGGAUAUAUUUUAGUAACUGUGAAGUAAACAGUUACCUAACUUUUAUAGUAUUGUUAAGUUGCAGCUUUGAGGCCAUUGC
Molecule: messenger RNA, 2853 nt
Organism: Elaeis guineensis (African oil palm)
Lineage: Eukaryota; Viridiplantae; Streptophyta; Magnoliopsida; Arecales; Arecaceae
Source: RefSeq, a predicted model, not a curated record